GCACAUUGCUAGGAGCUCCUGUACCGAAGUGUUGUAGAAGCUGAGGGUUUAAAUAUAGACCUUGUCUUGGAUUCAGAUCUGAUUCUUCUAUGGUUCUGAACAGUGCAUAUACUCAGACCCAUCCCCCAGCCUUGCAUAUGGUUGGCCGUACCACCUAUGUGCGUCUCCUUUCCAACAAAAAUGUAAUACUUUACCUAUUGUGAUGUUUGGAUUUGUUUAGAGCUGGCUUGCUUGGGGCCUCUCGCCUAAGGUUCCUUCUAUAUCAGACAUUCAUUCUGUGAUUUUGCUUCAUCAUUCCAUUUUACAGACACAGUCUCCCACUUGUAACCCCCCUUGAGUUUUUCCAGAGUUUUCUUGCCUCCGAAAAUCAGUGACAAAGGAAAAGAUAGUAUAGCUGCAUACGGUGCAUUUGGAUUGAUAGUCCUAGGAACAAUCCAUCUGGAGGCACCUGCAGUAGCUUAGAGAAUAGGUAGUGUGAUCUCAUGUUCUGAUGCUCCAGUAUUCCCUUUACCAUCCCUCCAGUCCUACUUGUUGUAGCAAGUAGAACAGGAUAGACAAACGGUCAACUAGUGUCACAGGUGGUGGGGGUUGUACUGUUUCACACUGACUAGGUUCAGAUAACAGUCCACGUUCAAUGGUAGAGUACGGGUUGUCAUUGAUGUCAUGGGUGAUGCCGUCUGAACCCAGUCAACACAGUGAACUAUGAUGAACAACCUACAGUUCACAACUCAACAACCGUAGCUUCUCUUGUGGUGUUUGCAGUUAAUCAGCCUUGGCUUAACACAGGUGGGUUCAUACAACAUGAUAACUCAGAUUUCAGUAACCACUCACAAUUCAGUGAUAACCCAUACUCAAGCCUUGCGUGUGAUAUAUUAGUGAUGUAAUGUGCUGUCUGAAUUGACUAAAUCUGAAGUCUUCAAGAAACAAGAGUGAGUUACUAAAUGGAAAAAUCCAAUUGCAGUUUCCAAACUUGUAGGUGACUUUGAUCAUAACUUGUAUUUGGCUUUGAAAGAAGUCACUUCUCAUGAACCCAGUCAACACAGUGAACUAUGAUGAACAACCUACAGUUCACAACUCAACAACCAUAGCUUCUCUUGUGAGCGGAGCCGGCUGGAGUCGGGGGUCAGACUAGAUGGCCCGGGAGACCCCUUCUGAUUUGCUCUGUUUCUAUGUUUCAUAAGUGAGGGGUUUGGUAAAAGGUUGAAAGAGAAAGGGAUCGAAUAUUGUUUGGGAUGUUCUCAAAACCACCAUAAUACAAAUUUGACUAGAUUAUUGCAGAAAGCACAAACUUCCACAAAAUAUAUGCCUGCAAGAUAAUAAGGAAUGCAAAAAAGUAUGUUAAGCAUACUACUAACUCUAUCAAGACCAAGUUCUUGAAGCAGGAAACCAGCUAGGGAGACAAUGGGGCCACUGAAUGGAGAAGUGUCUGAACAGUUGAAUUGAAAAGGGAGCAAAAGAAUCCUGACAGAUGCUUGUUGACUAAAUGGUCUGUUUCCUGGUGUGCAUAUGUCCAAAAUACACAACAGAGGAAGAUUUUCUUUUUAACUGGCUACCUACUAAGUUCCAGGUGGUGCACCUGAGCAGUCCUCUGUUGGCCCUUUUAGACAUGGAUCAUUAAAAAGUUACACAUAACACACGUAACACUUUCUAAUAGGUUACAGAAGUAAAGCUGCAAUGGCAUGAAUUUUCCUGCCCACAUACCAAAGCAGAAAGAAGAUGCUGGGAAGGAGGAGAGGAGGAAGAGGUAGGUUGAUGUGAGUUGCCCUUUGUUUACUCGGCUGUUUUCUGUCAAGUGCCAACUAGCUUUCUCUGGUUAGUGCCAGCUACAUUUCAAGGAUGCACACAUGCUGAUUUCUAGAAAAGAGGGUUUUUCUUUGGCCUGGCUAUAUCAAUGAUUGCAUGAUUUUACCAAUGAUAGUUAUACCUAUUGAUCUGUAUAUCAAGCUGAAACUAGUCUUUCUGCAAAAGGUAUAGUCCGAUAACCAUGUCUGAACUGAAAAUGCCCAUAAGGGAAUGGUAGAAUCGAGUCAUCCAAUGAAAAUGGACGGUUGGAGGUUCAGGACAGGUAAGAGAACUUAGCACAUUAUGCAGGCAUCUGCUUGGCCACUGUUGGAACAGGACUUAGCAUCCUCAUGAGGCAUGUGGACAGUUGUUCUGGGUUACAGCUCCCAUGAGUCUUCACCGGUGCUUUUGUUGGCUUGGGCUGAUGAAAGUUGUGGCCUUCAGGCAACUUGGCCUACAAGUUGCCCACUCCUCUAGAGAGUCAAAAUGUCAACUCCUUUGUCAAAUCCUUUAAACUCUACUGGGUGUUUAUUUUUCUUUUUUAAUGUUCCACUGUGCUGCCUGUGUGGGGUAUGCAGAGUAUAAAAAGUUGCCCACCUUUGUUUAUUCAGGCUAAAGUGCAUGUAGGAUGGAGACAAGAUACACAUCCAUGGUCAGGCCUCCAUCAGCACUUGGUCCCACGCCCACCCCCCCUCCAUUGCCUUUAUAGCCUUUAUCACCCAGGCCAAAUGAGAGAAGCAAUUCCAUUAGCUUGCAGUUGUGGGGGAAUGCUCUAUGGCAUCCUUUUCCAAACCCUUAGAUUUGGGACACUUGGCCCCAGCCAUAUGGAUCCUGAAGAGCUUGUGUCUGGUUCCAGUCUUUAGUCAAAAGCAAGCGAGGCUGUCUGUGUUAAGAUGUUUGUGGCAGAAAUUAAAGGCCUCUCAGCCAGUUCUUUCUCAACAAGACAGAGCUGGAUUUUAAAGAGACGGCAGAGACCUACGGCAAGGCACAGCUACAAGCCUGGAUGAUGUGUGCAGCCUUACUGAGUUCAAAUCUCUUAUUCUCAUCUGCAAGCAAGAAACUUAAAAGAAGCUACAUUCUUGUGAUCUGGCAAGGAUUAGGCACUUCUGUAGAAACUGGAGUCACCUCAUUUGGGAGUGCUCUUGCGCUUAGAAAUUAGGUGCCUUAAUUACAUGAACCUGUGGCUGGGUGUGGUCCAUGGUACUUGUGAAACUUCCAGCGUGGGUGUUCUCUCCAUCCUGCUGCCCGCACUGGGAAUCACUCAUAUACGGGAGGCAGCAUCUCUCCUCGCUGCUAAAGGUUUCAUUAACACCAAGAACAUGGAAGGCUUAUGGAAAGGGUUGGUGCUGCUGACUGUAUUCUGCUUAGCUACUUACCAAGCUGCUGCACGCCCUCCUUCCGGGCAGAGAGAGUGUCAAGAGAGCCCGGAAACAUGGUGUCAGGACUUUCCUACAGCGCUGAAGUGUGGGACCUUGGAUUACUGCCAGCAAGUGAUGGGUCUUAAUACCCCAGUGAAAAGCCUGAAAUGUUCUAUGUGUAAACUCAUUGUAGUAAUGAUGGCGAAGAUUGUACAAGACAAUUCCACAGAUGAAAAGCUCUGCAAGGUUUUGGAGAGGGGAUGCCAGUAUCUCCCCUUCCAGGACUGGUUAGUCAAAUGCAAGAAGAUGGUGGACACUGGAGUUAUCAUUCUUGUAGAGCUUGGCAAACAAAUGCAGGAUAAACCGGAAAUUCCGUGUAAUGCUUUCAGGUUGUGCAGUCCUCAAGAAACCCUGCAAGGACCCCUGAAAUUCCAGAAGCCAUUAAAGUCGGAUAAAAUUCCGGAAGGGAUAGACUUUGCUGAAAUGUGGGCCCCCUUCAUAGCUAAUGUGCCUCUUCUCCUCUACCCUCAAGAUGAGCCUCUCUCUCAACCUUUGAAAGAAGAGAACCCCUGUCGGGACUGCUCAAAGGUAGCUGCUGAGAUGCAGGAAUCCAUGCGGAACAGCCCCUUCCUUGUCCAGUCCUUAGCUGUGCAUGUCAGAGAGCGUUGUGAACAUCUGCAGCCUGACCUGGUAGAGGAGUGCAAGAAAUACGCCUUCAUGUACUCACAUGGUUUUGUGCAAUUUCUAAUUCACCUAUUGGAUCAGCCACCCAAGGGUGUUUGCAGUCAAGCCGAAAACUGUGGAGCUGCACAGCCGGAGCCUUUUCAUACAUUGCUGCCUGCCAACCACCACCCACAGGCCUCUUACCCAGCAGCAGCUGUGGAGAAAUCUCUAAAUGGUGAACAGACGCCCAUUUUAUGUGGCAUAUGCAAGAACAUGGUUCAGAUAGCAGAGAACAUGGUGGAGAGCAAUAGCACAGAAGAGGAAAUAGUCCAUCAAAUGGUGAAAGUCUGUGAUGUGCUGCCCAGUGAAGUCUUACCCACGUGCAAGGACUUUGUCAGUUCCUAUGGAAAAGCUGUUAUUACGAUGCUCCUGGAAGCAACUAAACCUGAAUUUGUGUGUAUUAAAAUCAAAUGUUGCCCCUCAGACACCUCUUCAAAUGCUGAGCCGGUAGCUCUUCAGCAACUACCCAAAUACAACAAAAACGAGUUCUGUAAUGUAUGUACAGUUCUCAUUCAAUACUUGGAUGAUGAGUUGGAGAAGAACGAAACACAGGAACAGAUUCAGUCCAUGCUUGCCAGAGGUUGCCAGUUGCUCCCAGAAGCUUUGGUGUAUUCAUGUGAUGAGCUUGUGCAGCAGUACGAGCCGGCUGCGGUCCACCUCCUGAUAGAGGUCAUGGAGCCAACUUUCGUGUGUGCAAAAAUCGGAGUCUGCCCUGAAUCGCACCUCCUGGGCAUGGAGGCCUGUGCCUGGGGCCCUCGCUACUGGUGCACGAACAAGGGAACAGCAGCACAGUGCCGCGCCACUGCAUACUGCAAACGUCAUGUAUGGAACUAGAAGAAGGCCCUUGGAAGAAGGUUGGCGGUGGCUUCAAUGAAUGUAUCCUGGAAUUUGGCUGGAUAGAAAGCAGUGGGAGGUCUAUCCCUUAGCAGAACUCCAUCUUCCUUUCUCACCCUUCACUUAGUUUGCAGAGUGGCUGCCCAUCUAGUAUUUCAACUGCACAGAGGCAACCCUUUGUUCAUGAUGCUCUGAAUCACCUUAGAUGUCACUUUGAUUCUUGAGUCAUGGUGAGGAAGGGACGUGGGUGGGAAAAGAGAGGCUGGAAGGGUGUGGGAUUCACUUAAGUAGGUAAGAAUUUCCUUACAUUAUGUUUCUUUAUAAUAUGAGUCAAUUGCUUUAUCACAAUAGAAUAACUACAUAAUAAUGAGAACAGACCAGCUGCCUAAGCUGGCAAUUGUGUAUUUCCAUUCCUUCCCACCCAUAAGAGCAUGCAAAUGAAUGCUGAAUUUUGAACAUGUCAUUGUGUAGUUUGGGGCAGAUGGUUUAGGACUUUGUUGACACAUGCGUUAAACGACCCACCAAGGUCUACAAACUCAGUGGAUGUAAAAUGACAGUACUCCGCUAAGGCAUUUAUCUUUCACAUGUACCCUUUCAAAACCUUCCCAAAUCAUGACUUUUAAUAUACAUUUUAACCAUUCUAACUUGCUUUAAUCUUCCAUAGUUCUCUUCAAGGAGUCCUGGAAAUUAGCAUUAUGUGAUUGCUAGAACCUAUGAUGUUUCUCACAAGGAGACUUCCUAUCUUUCCUCAACACUGAUGUGCUCUGAAAGUUUCCUAUACAUUGAAAAAGAAAUUUUUAGUAUUCAAGUUAUACCUUUCAGCCAGUGCAUCAUUGACUCCUCUGAUUAGCAGCAGGUCUUCCAAGUUUUAGGCGAACGACUUUUCAAAGCCGUGUAACUGAGAUAUUUUAAGUGGAGAUGCCAGAUUAGACCUUAAAGCUUGCACAAGCAAGUACAUGCUGCGUUGUCCCCCCAGCUCCUUGCACGUGAGUACUUUUGCAUUUGCUUCUUGCAUUAAAAUGGGAAGGAAAAUCGCUUUCUCAUUUUCUAACUCUUUGAUGGGUGUCUGAACUUGCACCUGCUGACAUCUCUACUUAAAUGCUGACUGUAACCACCCACCACACACACACAGAAAUAGUUUGCCAGGAAAGCACUGUUCAAUUGUCUAGAUGAAGUAUGGGCAGAUACAGGGCGAGAAAAGAAGUUGUUCCUUUUAUUAGUUUGGCCUGAACCCACUCUCUUUUAAAAGCUUUCUUGCUUGGAAUGCACACUUGUCUUUCCCAUGCUCAGCAGAAACCAGUGGUCCCACAUGGGAAUGGGCAUCUCUUUGUGUGUGGAAGGUGCGACCAGACUUUCAUGCAGGCACAGAUGAACGUCAUGACAUGAAAUUUAAUUUAUUGAAGGUUGGUAAAUAAAUAUUUGAAUACAUAGAAUAAAAAGAAUAAUGUACUGGCACCUUCGCACUGGAAGCAUGUGCAGAAGCAUGCUGGGUCAGAGGAACUGGUGCACGGAGUUUAGAUUAAGGCUGCAAUCCUGUCCUUGCUAGCCUGAAGGUGAUGCCCAUUAAAUUCAGUGAGGCUUGCUUGCUUCUGAGUAGCCAUGUGUCGGAUUACACUGUGAGGCAGAAAUUACCAGCUGCUGGCUUUUGAUUGGAACGAGUGGGGUAGUUUGCUAAAAGAGUUUGAUUGAGUAAGAACAACAAGGAGUGACUGCUACUCCUUGUAUGAUGUGGUGAAAUGUUGAGCAGCAGACAGAGGAGCAAGUAUUGCAUUUGACCUUUUCUGUACUGCAGGACGGACUGCAUGAAAGUAUUCAAGAAACAGCCAGCAUUAAGCAAUUCAGCCUUGAUUUAGGGUUCUGCGCGUUAACACUACUUGUACAGAAACAAACCCCAAAACCAUAGCUUUUUGUGACAGCAAUUACACAGACAUUUGAAAAUGUGAAUGACCUCAAAGACAUACAAAAUGAUGCCCCAUUGGUCGGGAAGCACUGCAUAUCUUGUAUAUUUGUAUUUUCAACAGUUGGAUAGAAGCAAUUUGUGUAGGCCUGGCUUUUCCCCCAUCUACCCCAAUUUCUCCUUCUAUGGAGGAGUACUGCUCUCUGAAUCUGGUUACCAUUGUGGGCAGAGAAAGGGUAGAAUUUGAACUUUCUUGAAAACGUGUGAGUCUUCCAUACAUUCUGUGCAUGACUUUGGGCUCUGCUCAAAAUGUAUCAUGGAAAAAUAUCCAGUUGCUCCCAAAAGAACAUUACUAUGAGCAUUUUACCAAAGCUUCUGUAAUUAAGAAACAUUAAAGUGUUCUUAUAAAGUUAA
Messenger RNA from Varanus komodoensis (Komodo dragon), 7008 nucleotides. Its product is annotated as prosaposin-like. The transcript has 15 exons. The record is from RefSeq and is a predicted model, not a curated record. The coding region runs from base 2955 to 4697 and encodes 580 amino acids. NCBI's taxonomy places the organism in Eukaryota, Metazoa, Chordata, Lepidosauria, Squamata, Varanidae. Gene Ontology annotation, cellular component: lysosome. Gene Ontology annotation, biological process: sphingolipid metabolic process.